Melanotaenia boesemani (Boeseman's rainbowfish) is the source of this 4930-nucleotide messenger RNA. It is a transcript of the gene relch, whose product is annotated as RAB11 binding and LisH domain, coiled-coil and HEAT repeat containing. The transcript has 31 exons. Lineage: Eukaryota; Metazoa; Chordata; Actinopteri; Atheriniformes; Melanotaeniidae. Gene Ontology annotation, biological process: intracellular cholesterol transport. Gene Ontology annotation, molecular function: protein binding. Gene Ontology annotation, cellular component: recycling endosome; trans-Golgi network. The record is from RefSeq and is a predicted model, not a curated record. Bases 97 to 3690 code for a protein of 1197 amino acids.
AAAAGCCACCUACACCUCUAUCCAUUCAGGAAGAAGCGGGUCUGAUUUGCUUAGCUAGCUUAGAUUGCUAAAGAAAAAAAUCUUUAUAGUGGAAAAAUGGCGUCGGUCAACCCGUUUAAUCUCAGUGAUUCUGAAGAAGAAGCUGAAAGACGGCCUAAUGAAAAAGUUGACACAGAGAGAAGCCCGAGUGACGGGGCGCCAGGGCCACCGCCAGGCAAUCCCUUCUCCCCGCCUGCAGACGUCGAACCUCCGACGCUCCUGCUGUCUAGCAACCGGACAAGCCCCAGUGGUGAGGGCAUCUCGCUGUCGGCCGCGACCAUCUCCGCUAUGGCAGGCACCGCCGAGACACGGGUCUCUGCGGAUGUCAUCGCUGCUCAGCUAUUACGGGAUCAAUACAUUCUAACGGCCCUUGAGUUUCACACUGAACUGUUGGAAGCCGGUAGAGAGCUUCCGCGGCUGAGGGAUUAUUUCUCUAACCCUGGCAACUUCGAGCGACAGAGCGGCACUCCACCUGCCAAAGACCAGGUACUUGGACCUGGAGGACCAUUGAAUCGAGCAGGCAGCAUUAGCACCUUGGACUCUCUGGACUUUGCACGUUACUCAGAUGACGGCAACCGAGAGUCAGACGAACGGGUUGCAGUGCUGGAGUUUGAGCUACGGAAAGCAAAGGAGACCAUUCAGGCUCUGCGCGCCAACUUGACUCAGGCAGCAGAGAGCGAACUGCCCUCUCAGGAGAGAAAAAACCUCAAGACAAGUCCUGAAAUUCAGGAGCCUAUACGCCCACUGGAGAAAAGAGCCUUAAAUUUUCUUGUGAAUGAAUAUUUAUUAAAAAAUGAAUACAAACUCUCAUCAAUCACCUUCUCUGACGAAAAUGAUGAUCAGGACUUUGAGUUGUGGGAUGACGUCGGUCUCAAUAUCCCAAAGCCCCCCGGCCUGCUGCAACUCUACAGGAAUUGUGGCAGCACCCUCUCCUCCCCGAGGGAUAUGGUGGAUGUGUCAGUGGGGGUGGAUUUCGGGGAUCUUCCAGGAAACUGCAUCCCUCAAGAGCCCCCAAAGAAGCCCGACUUGUCGCAACAGCAACAAACAGAAGUGGUACAAGAGUUGGAGUACCAGCUCAGCCUACUUAACAGUGAGAAGCAGAGCCUAGCUGAGCAGAUCAAGAAACUACAGAGUGAGAUUCAGACUCUUAAAAGGUCUGUCUCCUCCCCACCUCCUGCCACACUGGACCUGGGCUCCCAGAAUUCCCCUAAUCCCUCCUCUUCUUCCACCUCCACUGCUUGCCCCACCGACCAUCCCUCUGUGCCUCCGACAGAUAACGGCCAGUAUCUCGACAUCCGAGGGGUCUCAGACGCUGAAAAUGACCAAGGUUCUCCCUCUGCUCAGAACUCAUCACAGCCCCACCUACAGUCCUGUGGCAAAAUCAAGAGUACGCCACGGGUCCAGUUCGAUCAACCAAACAGGAAGUUAUCUCCAGCCUUCCAACAAGCCUUGCUGUCCUUCUGCAGAAUGUGUUCCGACAGCCGCCUUGGGGCAGAGGUGUCUCGUAUAGCAGACAGCGAGGAGAGUGUGAUGCUAAUGCUGGGCCGCUGUCUCCCUCACAUCGUCCCCAAUGUCCUCCUUGCUAAACGAGAGAGAAUGGUUGCACAUCUUUGCCAGGAGUUGAUUCCACUCAUCUUAUGUACCGCAUGCCUUCACCCAGAGCCUAAAGAAAGGGACCAGCUCCUCCACAUCCUUUUUAACUUAAUUAAGAGACCAGAUGAUGAGCAAAGACAAAUGAUCUUGACGGGCUGUGUUGCAUUCGCAAAGCAUGUGGGUCCGACUCGUGUCGAGGCCGAGCUCCUUCCUCAGUGCUGGGAACAGAUUAACCACAAAUAUCCAGAGAGAAGAUUGCUGGUGGCUGAGUCCUGUGGAGCCUUAGCCCCUUACUUGCCUAAGGAGAUUCGCAGCUCCCUGGUGUUGUCCAUGUUGCAGCAGAUGCUUGCUGAGGACAAAGCUGACAUGGUCAGGGAAGCUGUAGUCAAGAGUCUGGGCAUUAUCAUGGGUUAUAUUGAUGACUCUGACAAGUACUCCCAGGGCUUUGAGUUAAUGCUGCUGUCCCUUGGGGACCCAUCAGAACGAGUGGUCAAUGCUGUCCACCAGGUCUUCAUCCCUGCCUUUGCUGCCUGGGCCACAGAACUGGGCAGCCUGCACACUGCACUCAUCCCUUCUCUGCUGACUCGUAUAGAAAAAUUACUCAUGCAGCAAGGAGAACACAGUCUGGAUGAGCACAAGCUACAUAUUUUUCUGUCAGCCCUUCAGUCUCUUAUCCCUCCUCUGUUUGCUGUGGUGCUGCAGAACGCACCCUUCACCAGCAGAGCCAGACUCCAAGGAGAAAUACCUACAAUAGAGGUGACCCGAUUCCCUAGGCCAGCUUCUCCCCUGCAGGAUGUGGCCACCAUCAUCGGCAGCAGAGAGAUGCUAAGUGCACUGCUGCUUCUCUAUGACCACCAGCUAGAGCAUGAAGGAACCACUGGCUGGGACAGCCUGCUAUGGGUGGUCAACCAGUUCCUUCCCCAGCUCAUAGAGAUUGUGGGUCGCAUCAAUGUCACAUCGUCCACAUGUGUUCAUGAGUUUUCUCGCUUCUUCUGGAGGUUCUGUCGCACCUUCGGCAAGAUUUUCACCAACACUAAGGUGAAACCACAGUUCCAGGAGAUUCUCCGUCUGUCUGAAGAAAAUGUUGAUGCUUCAGCGGGGAACGGUAUUCUGACCAAAGCCACCGUCCCCAUCUACGCCACUGGAGUCCUGACAUGUUAUAACCAGGAGGAGGAUCGCAAGCUGUUGGUGGGUUUCCUGGAGGAUGUUAUGACCACGCUGUCUCUGUCUCAUGCACCACUCGACAGCCUGAAGGCCUCCUUUGUAGAGUUGGGUGCUAACCCAGUGUACCACGAACUGCUGCUCACUGUUCUAUGGUACGGUGUGGUCCAUACAUCUGCUCUGGUUCGGUGUACUGCAGCACGGAUGUUUGAGUUGGUUCUCCGAGGCAUGAGUGAAGCAUUAGUUGAUCGCCGGGCGGCUCCAGCCCUUAUAACUCUGUGCAGUGGGCCUGAAUUUUCAGUGAGGAUCUCCACUAUUCCUGCCUUUGGCACCAUCAUGGAGACUGUCACACAAAAAGAGCUAUUAGAGCGUGUAAAAAUGCAGCUGGCAUCAUUCCUGGAAGACCCUCAGUACCAAGAUCAGCACUCUUUGCACAUGGAGAUCAUCAGGACGUUUGGAAGGGUCGGACCUAACGCAGAGCCACGCUUCAGAGACGAAUUCGUGCUCCCACAUCUUCACAAGCUGGCGCUGGCUAACAACAGCCAAGCAGUGGAAAACAAGAGGAUUGACAUCGCCACCCAGCUGUUCGAAGCCUACAGUGCCCUCUCCUGCUGCUUCAUUUCUGAGGAGGUGAUGGUCAAUCAUUUCCUGCCUGGCCUCAGGUGUCUGCACGCUGACAUGGAGCAACUAUCUCCGGAGCACGAGGUGAUUCUCAGUUCCAUGAUCAAAGAGUGCGAAAUCAAGGUGGAAAACAGAGGAAUGUCAGACGCACAAGGAUCUAUAUCCAUUGCGUCCAGUUUGGUGGGUGAGGAUGCCAAGACCAAGUUCCUUAGCAAGAUGGGUCAGCUGACCACUUCCGGCGCCAUGUUGGCCAAUGUCUUCCAGAGAAAGAAAUAAUCCCAGCUCUGACUGAUCAGCCAUGACGACUGACUGACUUCUCUCUUUGGGAGCUUUUUUUGUUUUUCUUUUCACAAGAAAGCAUCUGUUAAGCUUAAAGUAGAGUAAAGCUACAUGUGUAAUCUAUUCAGUUUUGAGAAAUGAGACUUUGCUGGUAACAAGAAAGAUAAAACAUCUUAAGCACAGCAAAGCUACCUGCUACUUGAAGGAGAACAGAAAUGUUUUUUGGGUUUUUUUUUUGCAGUGAAAGCCUGUGAAGUUUUCACCUUUUGCUCCUGUUUCCUCUCCUUAAUCCCUCAUCGUGACAGGAUGAUCGUCACAGACUGGGGAUUUGAUUUUUCCAUGCGAGUCAGUGUUAACAUUGUCAUUUCAGAAACGUAAGGGAGGGGGGAGCCGAGCAUCUUCAAUAUCACCCAACAUGAUAACAAGGAACUUGUUACCUCGACAUUUCUGGACUUUAAAGUAGAAUUUGAUAUCAUUUCCAACACAGUACAUCUUGUUUCAGAAGAGAGUUGCUCGUCUCUAGAAAACAAGACUCUGAGCUAAAGCCUGCUGGAUUUCAAGUAUAAUUUUAAAGGGCGGCAUUUUGGGUCUUGUGGUUCUAAAACAGUCGCGUCAGCUUGCGUGUGUGAGGGAAUAAAUGCAAGACAACAAAAUAAAUGAACCUGAAAAUGGCUGCACACCUGCUGAGGAUGCCUUUUACAGCGUGUCAGCACAGAUCAGACGUUUUGUCUACUUGAAACUAAAAAAAGAAAAAUGGUUUUGCCUUUAUUUCUUUAAAGUCUGUUUUUUGUUUUGAUAGCUUCUAUUUUAUAACUUAUUUAUGUCUUAAUGAAGGAAAACAUACUUUAUUCCAACUUCCAAAGAAAUUUGCACUUCACUUUGUUUUGUUCUCUAUUAUGUUUUUUGUUUUAUUUUAGUCUUCUAAAUAAUUAUCACUACUGUUAUGAGGGUUUUUUUUGUCAAUUUGGGGACGUGAAGUUGAAGAGAACACUGAUCUUAAUUAUUCCUUCUCUGUCCGUUGCAUCUCGUCUGUGUUGCAGUGUCUCAUAUUAUUGUAAUUUUUAUUUUCUAAAGUCUAAAGGGUAUUUAGUCCUAUGUUCUUUUUUUUCUUUUUUUUUUUUUUUGAUAUGCUUAAAGACAAACGGUAAAUAACUGUAUCAUACACUGAACUGAGGAGAGUGGUACUCAUUAUGUAUAUUUGAAAUUUGUGUCAUGGUGUAAUAAAAGAUGGAGAUCA